Molecule: messenger RNA, 1987 nt
Organism: Onychostoma macrolepis
Lineage: Eukaryota; Metazoa; Chordata; Actinopteri; Cypriniformes; Cyprinidae
Gene: cpa1
Product: carboxypeptidase A1 (pancreatic)
Exons: 11
Coding region: 1-1254 (417 amino acids)
Biological process (GO): proteolysis
Molecular function (GO): zinc ion binding; metallocarboxypeptidase activity
Source: RefSeq, a predicted model, not a curated record
AUGAGGGGGUUACUGGUUCUAACCGCUCUUUUUGUGGCCGUGUUUGGCAAAGUGACAUUUGAGGGAGACCAGGUUCUUCGGAUCACUGCAAAAGAUGCAGAGCAGAUCGCUCUCCUGAAGGAACUCCCUGUAGAGACACUCGGGCUGGACUACUGGAUGCCGCCCUCUCGUGCAUCCCUGCCUGUGGAUGUUUAUGUCCCAUUUCACAGCCUACAGGCAGUCAGGGCGUUCCUGGCGUACAAUCAGAUCCAGUAUCACGUCAUGAUUGAGAAUGUCCAGGAUCUGGUGGAUGAUGAGGAACGUGAGAUGGUGAAAUAUCGUUCCUUUCCAAGAAGUACCGAUGACUUUGUCUACACCACCUACCAUGAUCUGAACUCUAUUAACUCUUUCAUGGACAUGCUUGUCGCAGAGAACAGUAAUCUGGUCAGCAAAAUUGAGAUUGGUAAGAGCUACGAGGGCCGCUCCUUGGACGUCCUGAAGUUCAGCACUGGAGCGAACCGUCCAGGUAUCUGGAUCGACACUGGCAUCCACUCCAGAGAAUGGAUUACACCGGCCAGCGCAAUCUGGUCUGCCAAAAAGAUCGUGACCGAUUACGGACGUGACCCUGUCCUCACUGACAUCCUUAAUAACUACGAUAUCUUCUUGGAGAUCAUCGCCAAUCCUGAUGGUUUCGCAUACACCCACAGCAAUGACCGCAUGUGGCGUAAAACCAGAAAGCCAAAUCCUGGCUCCAGCUGUGUUGGCGUUGACCCCAACAGGAACUGGGAAGUUAGCUUUGGAGGGUCUGGUGCCAGCAGCAACCCAUGCUCUCAGACUUACCAUGGUCCCAGCGCUCAUUCUGAGCCCGAGGUCAAGGCCAUUGUGGACUUUGUGAAAUCUCACGGCAAUCUCAAGACCUUUGUGUCCAUCCACAGCUAUUCCCAGAUGCUCCUCUAUCCAUACGGAUACACUAGCGCUCCUGCAAAGGACAAGGCUGAACUGCAUGAACUCGCCAGAAAGGCUGUCUCUGAACUCCAGUCUUUAUAUAACACUGCCUACACAUAUGGCGACGUCAUUACUACCAUCUACCAAGCUGAUGGAAUCACUAUUGACUGGACAUAUGAACAGGGCAUCAAGUACUCCUACACCUUUGAGCUGAGAGACACUGGCCGCUAUGGUUUCAUCCUGCCUGCCAAUCAGAUCGUCCCCACUGCUGAGGAGACCUGGCUGGCCCUGAUGGCCAUCAUGGAGCACACCAAAAAUAAUCCAUAUUAAACAUAUGACAUAAGCGUCGGAUAAUGUACAGUGAAUGGGUCAAUAUGGCAAAAAAAAAGGGUCAUUGCCAUAAUGACUGUCAGAUUGUAGAUUAUCCAGCUUAUUACAUUGCCUCUUGAUUAAUAAAUGAAUAGGCCUACACUGACAUGAAACAUUGAUUUGAGUUAAAAGUUUUUUUUUAUAAUCUUACCUGUAUUUUCUCUUAAAGCUUCUGCUAAAAAUAUUUUCAUACAAUGUGCAAAACAUAAGGCUUAGCAACGACGAACACUACAACACUAAAGUAGUAUUAUAUUAGAGUCCUCGGAGGCUCUUUUCACUUCAGUCGCAAGAUGGAUAUAAAAUAUGGCUUAACAAUACGGCACUGAAACGGUACAGUAAUAUUAAUCUUAAAGUCCUCUGGGGCCAUUUUCACUACAAUUGAGAAAGUAGCGAAAUAAAAGUAACGCCAGUUAAUUAUCGCUGAAUAGCGCAACUGACCAAUCAAAAUCAAGUAUUCCAGAGUGUAGCGUAGCUACAUUGAGUAAGAGCAUAAAAUAGUAGCUACAAACAGUUAACCAAUGGGAAAUCUUACUUUUCGGAUUCAAAUUAGACCAACCUACCUUUUGUAAAUGAUUUCAAAAAGUUAUGUUUUGAAGGAAAAAAAUAAAAAUUACAUGACUAACUAACGUGUAGCCAGCUGAAUAAUUGGUAUGUUGUUAAACAUCUGUGCAAUCCAUUGAAUGCACUGUACUUG